AUGUGGACUUUGUGUCUUCUCUGCGUCUGUUUAUUCCGGUUGUCGUACAGUGAUGCAGAAACGGUUGCUAACGUCGCGGCUGAAGGCAGCGCGGAGCUGCAGAGGGUUCGGAACCUUGCCGCUCAACCGCGCUAUGGUGAAUGUUGGUCUACCGCGCUGGAGAAGAUCGACGCGCGUUGCAGAGAAUUCACAGUUGACAUGCAGAGUAGGAUUGCCCUACUUUUCACCCACUGUCACCUGCGCAAGUAAAUAAACACUUUUUUUUUUUUUUUUUGCUUUAUUAAAUAAUUGCUGACAGCUCUAUGUUAGUGUAGCAUGGUUAGACCUUUGGCCAUUAUCAUGACUCAAAUUGCAUUGGCUGUAAAGCCCCCUUGUGUUCUCGAGUUACUGUAGGUAGACUUAUUGAAAUGUUUAGUAGGCCUGUAGAAAUAUUAGGCUACUGCAAUAGCCUAUUGAAAUAUUCUGUAUCUUUUAUCCUCCAGAAAUUAGGUUAGACCGGUGGUAUUUCAUUAUGGCACUGUGACUGAAUAAGUAACAGGUUCCUUAUGGCACUGUGACUGAAUAAGUAACAGGUUCCUUAUGGCACUGUGACUGAAUAAGUAACAGGUUCCUUAUGGCACUGUGACUGAAUAAGUAACAGGUUCCUUAUGGCACUGUGCCAGUGACUGAAUAAGUAACAAAUUCCUUAUGGCACUGUGACUGAAUAAGUAACAGGUUCCUAAUGGCACUGUGACUGAAUAAGUAACAGGUUCCUUAUGGCACUGUGACUGAAUAAGUAACAGGUUCCUUAUGGCACUGUGACUGAAUAACAGUAACGUUGUUAUGUCUGUCAGAUCUGGCCGUCCGUUCCCAGUAUGUCCGGAGGGCAGCGAAGUCAGUAGCUGUACUAGAACUAUGGACCCUGUUGCCUUCAACGCCUACACGGAGUUCUUCACCCAUGCCCACAGCAUCUGUCAACACCUGCAGAGCGAGAGCUGGCAACAUCAGGCCGAGAACACCAUCCACAGGUCCAGUACUGUGUGCACAACACCAUCCACAGGUCCAGUACUGUGUGCUGAACACGGGUCCAGUACUGUGUGCUGAACACGGGUCCAGUACUGUGUGCUGAACACGGGUCCAGUACUGUGUGCUGAACACCUGAGAAGAAUAAGGGUGGUAAACCUUCUUCCUGGAGGGCUACUGUGGAGGCUUUUUGCUCCGGCCCUGCUUCAGCUAAUCAAGGGCCCGAGGAGCAGGAACAUGGGUGGUCCUCUGGUCCUCUGGUCCCCUGGUCCCCUGGUCCCCUGGUCCUCUGGUCCUCUGGUCCCCUGGUCCCCUGGUCCUCUGGUCCUCUGGUCCCCUGGUCCUCUGGUCCUCUGUAGCUCAGCUGGUAGAGCACGGCGCUUGUAACGCCAGGGUAGUGGGUUCGAUCCCCGGGACCACCCAUACGUAAAAAUGUAUGCGCACAUGACUGUAAGUCGCUUUGGAUAAAAGCGUCUGCUAAAUGGCUUUAUUAUUAUUAUUAUUAUAGGAGCAGAAGGGUUGGCUUCCUGCUGCAUACAGUGUUGGUUCAUGUAUGGUUAAGAAAUAUGACCAAUGGGAAGCAGGAUUAAAACAGUUUUACCAGUGUUCACGAUUCACCUCCAUUAAUUCAGUGGGUGUGUUAGUUUUGCUUCGCCAGGUGCCCCGGUUGGGCGCCGUUUGCACAUUUUUACGUUCCAUUGGUCGUAAGAUGAAAUCCCCGCUCCUCCGGCGGCACCAGGCUAUGCAAAAACGAACUGGCUCCGUAGCUUUCCAGGAGGGUUGACGAUCCAUAUUGUAGACGUUGUUUUGUUAUUGGACAAGGGAAAGUAGUAAGUCCCUGUUUUUAACCAGUGUUUUCUUCUGUUUGGUGCCCUGCUGAAUGUGGCGCUGGUGUCUAGGUUAACAGAGAGCUCAGCGGGGGUGGUGGAGCAGCUCUCCUCUACCCAGCGUAUGGCUGAGAACCUUGUGGAGGCCCAGAGCGUCGCCCUCAAGUCACAGGAGACCAUCCUACGCAACGGGGAGGAGCUCAAACACACUCUGCACCAUUCUACCCAAGGUAGCUGCCGCCCUCGGGCCUCUGUUCUGUCAAAGUGACGCUUAUCGCAAAACUAAUUUUAGAAAAUGUGCACCUCUUCCCAACUCUCCUCAGGCCUCAGAGCAGUGUUUGAUGAGAUGAGACUGUCAGCCCAGGGACAGCAGGUAGCGUUCUCAGAGAUCUUCAACCGCGUUGCUUUCCUUCAGAGUUUCAUCAUGUCGGAGUCUCACACCCUCACCAGUCUACUCUACAACUCACUGGGGUUCCUCGCUUCCUUCUUCCUCACUGCAACACAGCGGACCGCUCCAGCCAGGUGUCCUUAUGUUUUUAUAUUUCACCGUUACACAGGAACACCCUAAGGCAGGGUUCUUCAAUUCCGGUCCUGGAGGGCCGAAACACUUCUGUUUUUUUAUUUCUACCUGGUAGUUAAUUGCACUCACCUGGUGUCCCAGGUCUGAAUUAGCCCCUGAUUAGAAGGAGAGGAUGGAAAAACAGAGGUGUUUCGGCCCUCCGGGACCGGAACUGAAGAACCCUGCCCUAAGGGGUUAGAAGCAGUUUAGGGGUUAGUGCCAUGCUCAAGGGCACAAUGACGGGAUACCUAGAAUCCGACCAGAUUUUUCCCAUCUGACUUUGAAUUUGUAUUAAACCCUCCCAUUGCAGGCCUGCCUCUCUAACAUUUUAAGGUACCUGCCCGCCCCUUUGGAGUGGUUGGUGAUCCGUGUACCGUUCUGGUGACUGUCCUCUUUGUCAUGUCGUCUAUCCAGGUUUGUUCUGUUUGGUCUGGUAGUGCUGAACGUGUACCUGGAGAGGAUGCUCUGUAGAGUUGUGCUGGACUCCUCCGAACCAGGCUACCAGCAGAUGGUGAGUAGCGCGUGUGUUAGUUAACAUGCUUCGAGAGAACCUACGGGGAAUCUAAAAAAGCAUAUGUGACAGCGUGGAAAUUUCACCCAGGAAAUCGGCGGCCACUUGUACAUCUCAGGAGCGCUUGCACUUAGCCAUCUGCUACACAUAGAAAGGGGAAACUAUGGCAACACAUUGGACUAGAAAAGUCCUGAUGGAAAACUUGUCUGCUACAUUUACUGUUUUCACUCAACAUUUUCAGAGCGCUGUCUGUUGACAUACAUCUGUCAUGCCUCUUGAUGCUGCUGUUCUAACCAGCGACGGCGUCUUAAUCUUAUGGUCUGGGUUUCCAGUCUUGACUUCAUCCCUGUGUUUCUGUCCAGGAACAAAUCAGCCUGUUGGUGGGCCUCCUCAGAAGAGCCAUGGUCCUAGUGGGGCUGCUGGCUCUGGUCUACGUUGCCGUACGUUAUCGUAACGUCGCCAAAGAGAGCUUGGAGAUUCUCACCCAACUCAAAGAGACUCGUACAAGUCUUCAGCUGGCCCUGCAGAAAGCAGGUAGGUUGGGUAUAGAGUUUAGUUUUAGCCUGGUCCCAGAUCUGUUUUGUAUGGUCUUGCCAACUUGUGCGUGACACUGACCAUAUGACUUGGCUAUACAGGUAAUAAACAGGGCUGGGACCAGGCUAUCUGGUGUUCAUGGUGCACAGACUGCGGACUUGGGAGGUGUAAAUCUUGACUAUCCAGACAGAGCAAAGUCUGGAUCAAUUUGAUUUUCAAGUGAGUUUAGUCCAAUCAAACUCUUACACUUUUUUUAAAAAUUAAUUCAGUCUAAUUGUCUUCUAUGAGGAUUUAUUGUUAUUCAUGCAUACUGACUGUAACCCAACCCUCCCGGGGCCGUAUUCACGAGGACUCAAACAGGAUUCAACUGGGAGGUGACCUACAUAUAUUGGUCCAAUAAACGCGUGUUUUUGUUUUCCGUUAUAAAAAGUUUUUUUUUGUUGCUACGGUGUGAACUAAUGAAUACGACCCCACUGUCCAGAGUGUCUCUCUAAGGCGGCAGACGGGAGGAGUGGAGCAAGAGGUCGAAGGUCAGAAGAACAAUGCAGUACGAGGAAGGAGGAGAUCAGGGAAGAAGAGCACAGCACUGUACUGCUGUAUCCUACUGAUCAGGGAUCAGAGAAACCCUACAUGUCUCACACCUAUGAUGGUGAGUAGAAUUACACUCAUAAAAUAAAAAAUACUAUUUUUACAUUCCUGUGUUCGUCAGAGACCUAACUCCUUAACACGAGGUCUGCAGGUAUAAAUCAUAAUUAACAUACGUGUUCUGUUAUCAACAUAACGGAUUUCUGUGAAAGUCUCUGAGAUGCUCUGUCAUCUCGCGCUAGGAUUUGGCUCUGAAUGUGGUAUGGGCGAGGGACUAUUGUGCAACAUGGCCAGUUGUUUGUGUUGUGUUCAGGCAGGCAGUAUGACACCAGUUACGGCACCCCUGGAGGACAGGAGACCUCGCCCCAGACCCAGAGCACCCUGCCCAGCCCCGCAAGACCUCAGCGUCGCUCUUCUGUCUCUAGACGCGCCCCGUCCUCCCCUUUGGUCUACAGUAUAUUGGUGGAAGAUAAGAAGGUAGACUUGUUGAUUUUAGGGUUGCGCAAUUUCUGUAACUUUUUCAUAAACUUCCCUGGUUUUCCAGAAAUCCAUGUCGGGAUUCUUUUUUUCCCCCCCUGCUGAUUCCCUCGUAAUUCCAGGAAUCUUCAAACCAAGAUUUCUGGAGAACCUGGGAAUUUUGGGAAAGUCACUGGAAUUUUGGAACCCUACUUGUGGUCCUCUGUAGCUCAGCUGGUAGAGCACGGCACUUGUAACGCCAAGGGUAGUGGGUUCGAUCCCCGGGACCACCCAUACACAAAAAUGUAUGCACGCAUGACUGUAAGUCGCUUUGGAUAAAAGCGUCUGCUAAAUGGCAUAUUAUAUUAUUAUUGUGAUAUUCCCUGUUCCUGGAGAGAUGCUCUCCUGUAGGUUUAAACUCUAAACCUGUUCCUGGAGAGAUGCUCUCCUGUAGGUUUAAACUCUAUCAAAUAUUAUCAAAUUUAAACUUUUUUUUUUCUCCCCCUCUCCAUGUUCAUGGAUGUUUUCAAUGACCUUGCCCCCUGCAGACACAUACAAUCUGAGGAACCGGAGGUCUUCUGUGUCAAGGCUGGGGACAGACUGAGAGAUGGACUGUAAUGGGGCUGGGGACAGACUGAGAGAUGGACUGUAAUGGGUCUGGGGACAGACUGAGAGAUGGACUGUAAUGUGGGGACAGACUGAGAGAUGGACUGUAAUGGGGCUGGGGACAGACUGAGAGAUGGACUGUAAUGGGGCUGGGGACAGACUGAGAGAUGGACUGUAAUGGGGCUGGGGACAGACUGAGAGAUGGACUGUAUGGGGCUGGACAGACUGAGAGAUGGACUGUAAUGGGCUGGGGACAGACUGAGAGAUGGACUGUAAUGGGGCUGGGGACAGACUGAGAGAUGGACUGUAAUGGGGCUGGGGACAGACUGAGAGAUGGACUGUAAUGGGGCUGGGGACAGACAGAGAGAUGGACUGAGAUGAUUCAUGCUUGACCCUGAGAGUUGUUGAACUACGGUCAACCUGUCUGGUUCACAGCAGUGAAGCGGCUGAGAACACGAUAUGGGGCGAAAUAAUAUUGGCCAUUUUCUUGACCGUGAAUAGUGCUGCUCUUCAGGAAGUAAAAUGCAAAACUGUCUCUUAAUCUUGUGUUUUAAAUAAAUGUAAGCUUUUAAAUGUUUUGCUACGUGUGUGUG
This is a messenger RNA of Coregonus sp. 'balchen', 5673 nucleotides long. NCBI's taxonomy places the organism in Eukaryota, Metazoa, Chordata, Actinopteri, Salmoniformes, Salmonidae. The record is from the annotation of a GenBank genome assembly.